GCGUGCGUGAAGAUGGCGGCGGCAGUGAUGGUGGUGAAGUGGUUGUAUUGAUAAGGGUUUCCUGAGAGUGUUGUUGUGAGGGUCUUCUGAUCAUAACGAUACCCGGGAAUGGCGGAGGUGGCGUUAGACGAGCUCAGUAAGCUCGAGUAUCUAUCCCUGGUGUCCAAGGUUUGUACUGAGCUGGACAACCAUCUGGGCAUCAACGACAAGGAUCUGGCUGAAUUUAUCAUCGAUCUGGCUGAAAAGAAUAUUACUUUUGAGACUUUCAAAGGAGCAUUGGUGAAAAAUGGAGCUGAGUUUACGGUAAGGUCCCGUAGAGGGAGAUUCCACAUCAUCCAAUAACAGAGUACUCAGUAAGUACUCGGAUCUAGCAGCAUCCAUCGAGAGAAAAACAACAUUCGUGUCUCGGGUUUGUGUUCUUCCAUCAGAAUUAUGCACUGUUCUUCACCAAAGUGAUCAGAGGUAUUGCUUAA
Rhincodon typus (whale shark) is the source of this 473-nucleotide messenger RNA. Its product is annotated as ATP-dependent RNA helicase DHX8-like. Lineage: Eukaryota; Metazoa; Chordata; Chondrichthyes; Orectolobiformes; Rhincodontidae. The transcript is spliced from 2 exons. The record is from RefSeq and is a predicted model, not a curated record. Bases 109 to 342 code for a protein of 77 amino acids.